Messenger RNA from Glycine soja, 1169 nucleotides. RefSeq names its product protein PHOTOSYSTEM I ASSEMBLY 2, chloroplastic-like. Bases 117 to 650 code for a protein of 177 amino acids. Lineage: Eukaryota; Viridiplantae; Streptophyta; Magnoliopsida; Fabales; Fabaceae. The transcript is spliced from 6 exons. The record is from RefSeq and is a predicted model, not a curated record.
GAGGGAGGAGUACGUGGAAGGCAUUUUGACCUAUCGCUCGCGCGAAACCAAAUCUCUUUGUUUCUCUUAAUUCCUUUAUAGUAGCAAGUGAAGUUGAAGUUGCAGGUGUGUGUCUCAUGGCGUCUGUUAUUCCUCGAUGCCUUCCUCCCCCAAUUCCAAUUGCACACCGACGAAAGGCGCAGGUGGUGAAAUCGUGUCACCAAAACGAGAGCUCUGCUUCGGCUCACACAGACCACUCCUCAAAUCCAAAGGAACUCCGAGUAACAGUUUCCAGGCGUAAUUGUCUCUCAUGUUUGUGUUCUACUAUAGUUUUGAUUAGUGAUUGCGCCAUGCCUAUUUUUUUACCAAAGGCAUCCGCUGCGGAUGGAAAUGGAAUCAUGGAAAAACCUGUGUGCAGAAAUUGCUUGGGAAGCGGUGCUGUGCUUUGUGAUAUGUGUGGUGGCACAGGAAAAUGGAAAGCUCUUAACCGGAAGCGAGCUAAAGAUGUUUAUGAAUUUACUGAGUGUCCAAAUUGUUAUGGUCGAGGAAAGCUUGUCUGCCCUGUUUGUUUGGGAACUGGUUUACCUAAUAAUAAAGGUCUCCUAAGGAGGCCUGAAGCACGGAAACUGCUUGAUAAGAUGUAUAAUGGACGGCUACUUCCAAACUCUUAGAAGCCGUAAAUCUGAGCAAAGGGCUUGCUAAUGCUCUGCUUUUUGGCACAAUGAUUGGGAUGUUCUUCACCAGUUAACAAAGCCAGUGACUGCAUUGGUUAUCAACUUCUAGCACAGAUCAUGUGGAGGACUUUGCUUAUAUUUUUGGUCUGGAUGCAUUCCAGAACUCUAACCAUCGGCUUGGUUAUCAACCUUAUGUUUUUCAUGGUUCUGUAUGAAAAAAAGGUCCAUUAUUCGAUGCUACAAUCCUCAUAAUCAUGCAGAUCCAAUUGACUUACAAAAUCCCAUGUAUAAUGUAAACAUUGAGCAAAUACUUCCAGCAAGAGUAGCUUAUUCAGGCUCUUAAUUAGUUACCAAGUAAAUAUGUAAAACCUACAUGUUCAUGCGCCUCGUGUACACCUAAGAGGUAUUGUGUCGUUAACGAUGUGUAAUAACUAAUAUGUAGCGCUUUUACGAAAUUUAUUACAGUAGUUUAAAAAAUUAAAAGUAUGCCAUGAAUAACCUUAUUUUGCUGUGUUU